Molecule: messenger RNA, 1827 nt
Organism: Tarenaya hassleriana
Lineage: Eukaryota; Viridiplantae; Streptophyta; Magnoliopsida; Brassicales; Cleomaceae
Product: CBS domain-containing protein CBSX6-like
Exons: 2
Coding region: 415-1758 (447 amino acids)
Source: RefSeq, a predicted model, not a curated record
AGUGAACAGAGUCACUUUGGUUCAUCUCUCUUUCUACGAUUGCUGAUUGAUUUCCAAGACGCCAUCGAGAGAGAGCGACGACGACGAAGACGAAGAUCGUGUAGAACCUUCAUGGGACUUCGAUGUUGAAUUCUCUUCUCCUUGUCUUGGCCCUUCUCCGAUUACCCUUUACCGGUCUUUAUCUCCUCCUUGUCUUCCUCCACUCCCUCUUAUAGCCCUCUCUCUCUCUCCCUCCCUCUCUCUCUCACAUCCUUGAUUUAAAAUUCCCUCGUCACUGGAUUUGCUGAGAAAGUUUCAGUAGCCGAUCAGAGGAAAAGAAGGGGAUUUUUCUUCUGGGCUUUUUGUUUUUUUUUUUUUGCUCGGCUGAACAGGUUCACGAGUAAACGGAACAAGCGCAUCGGGGAUUUUUCUUUUAUGCGAUCUGUCUCUAUCGGGUUUUGUGAAGAUCGAGGCGAUAUGGCGUCGGUGUUCUUGUACCAUGUGGUCGGGGAUCUAACGGUGGGAAAGCCGGAGAUGGUGGAGUUCUACGAGACGGAAACGGUGGAUUCGGCGAUCAGGGCAAUCGGAGAGUCGACGGAGUGUGGAAUUCCGGUGUGGAAGAAGAGAUCUUCGCCACUGUCGCAUCCUGGGUUCGUGGAGAACAGCGAGAUGAGGCAACAGCGGUUCGUGGGUAUUCUGAAUUCUCUCGACAUAGUCGCGUUCUUGGCGAGGAGUGAGUGUUUGCAGGAUCAAGAGAGAGCUAUGAAGAUCCCUGUCUCCGAGGUUGUCAGUCCCAACAAUGCUCUCCUCAGACAGGUUGAUCCUGGGACAAGAUUGAUAGAUGCUCUGGAGAUGAUGAAGCAAGGGGUGAGACGUCUUCUGGUUCCGAAAAGUGUCGUGUGGAGAGGUAUGAGCAAGAGAUUCUCCAUUCUUUACAAUGGCAAAUGGCUGAAGAACAUGGAUAGUUCCAGCAGUAGCAGUAGUAGUCUCUCUUCCGAAACCAACAGGCCUCCCACUUCCAUGGCUUCAAGCCCGGACAAGUUUUGCUGUCUCUCACGGGAAGAUGUUAUCCGCUUCCUUAUCUGUUGUCUUGGAGCAUUAGCUCCAUUACCGCUCACUUCAAUCUCUUCUCUUGGAGCCAUCAACCUAAACUUCAACUCCGUUGAAGCUUCUCUUCCAGCAAUCGAAUCCACAGGUGGACCACUCGUUGACCCGAGUGCCAUUGCUGUUGUGGAGGCCAUUGGAAAUGAACAGUAUAAGAUUAUAGGUGAAAUCUCAGCAUCAAAACUCUGGAAAUCCGAUUAUCUCACCGCUGCUUGGGCUCUAGCAAACAUUUCUGCAGGCCAAUUCGUAAUGGGAGUCGAAGAAAACAUGUCACCGAGAUCAUUCAGCGACUUUUCCCGAGGUUCACCUUCACCAACAGGUGAAAGCAAUGCGGGUAAAGGAGGAAACGGGUCGGAAACGAGGCCGAAAAAAUUCAGCAGCAGGAGCAUAGGGUUCAAUCCGACGAGCCCGAGAUCUUUGAGCCAUGGAAGGAGCAUGUACAGGGGAAGAAGCUCGCCUUUGACCUGCAAAACCUCGAGCUCAUUAGCCGCGGUCAUGGCCCAGAUGCUGUCUCACAGGGCAACACAUGUCUGGGUCACGGAGGACGGCGCAGAGGAAGUUCUGGUCGGAGUCGUUGGCUAUGGCGACAUCUUGGCCGCGGUAACUAAGCCUCCUUCUGCAUUCAUUCCUUCGAACCGAUCUUUCGAGGCUUUUGGUAAUGAAAUUCAGAGUUGAUAGUAUCCGAUAUGUCUCUUUCAGUCAUCAAAACGGUACUUUUUUCGAUCAAAAAACGUUCUCAGUUCU